Capsella rubella is the source of this 1101-nucleotide messenger RNA. RefSeq lists its product as uncharacterized. The record is from RefSeq and is a predicted model, not a curated record. The coding region runs from base 161 to 940 and encodes 259 amino acids. The transcript is spliced from 3 exons. Lineage: Eukaryota; Viridiplantae; Streptophyta; Magnoliopsida; Brassicales; Brassicaceae.
GCUUUUAAUUUUUUCCUUAACGACGAAGAAAAGAAAAGCAGAGAAACGGAAGCAAUUUUUAGCAUAAUAACUACGAUUUCUCUCUCUGACUCUCUCUAGCUUUGAAGAUAAGACUGUGGCAGCUUCGUCUCUUCUAAGACGUUAGGAGAUCAUUCAUCCGAUGGGUCUUCUCUCCAACAGGAUCGACAGAUCGAGUUUGAAACCUGGGGAUCAUAUCUACUCCUGGAGGACUGCUUACAUCUAUGCCCAUCACGGGGUCUAUGUUGGAGAUGAUAGAGUCAUCCAUUUCACUAGACGAGGCCAAGAAGUUGGAACCGGGACUGUUCUAGAUCUCAUUCUAGUGAGCUCAGGUCCAUCCCGGAUUCACACCCACUGUCCAACCUGCGUUCCACCAAACGAAGGUCAUGGUGUUGUUUCCUCGUGCCUAAGCUGUUUCCUAGCUGGUGGUGUUCUGUAUCGGUUUGAGUACUCUGUCAACGCUGCUCACUUCCUCGCCAAAGCCCGAGGAGGAACAUGUACACUCGCUGUCGCUGACCCUAAUGACAUAGUUGUCCACCGGGCCAAACACCUCCUUCAAAACGGGUUUGGAUGCUACGACGUUUUCAAGAAUAACUGUGAGGAUUUCGCUAUAUAUUGCAAAACCGGAUUGCUGGUUCUUGGGGGAAGGACAAUGGGACAGAGUGGACAGGCUGUCUCCAUUAUAGGUGGGCCUAUUGCUGCGGUUUUGUCAACGCCAAUGCGGCUUGUGACAACAAACAUUUAUGGAAUGGCGGCUACGGCGGUUGGUGUGUAUUGUGCUAGUAGAUACGCGACUGAUAUCGGAAUGCGAGCUGACGUCACGAAAGUUGAAGCAGAGGACCUUACAAGAAGGUUGUCUUCAGGACUUUUCCAAGUUCUUGAUCCUCCAUUGGCAGCCAUAGCUUUACCAAGCACUAGUUAAUAGAUAAGCUUAAGCUUCAUCAGCUUAUCUCACUGUUGUAUUUCAUGUUGUGCUUUGGCUUAAAAAAAAUUGUUCUAAUAUAGAAUACUACUUGUAAAAACUUAUAUUUUCUUAUAUGCACAAUUGAGCAAAGUAUAAGCAAAUCUAGCUUAUACUGUAUA